CAGUCUGAAACGUCUGCAGCUUGCCGGUAUACAUAGAUUCAGUUCGAAGCAUGGCUGAAGUGAUCCGGUAUACGCGCGCGGAGAUUUCCAAGCAAGAUGGGAAGGAUAAUAGAAAGCUCUGGAUCAUUGUGAAGGACAUCGUUUACGACGUCACCACUUACCUCCACGAGCAUCCCGACGGUGAGGCCUCGAUUUUGGAAGUUGGGGGCAAGGACGCGACGAAAGACUUCGCGGACCACUCCAGCGACGCUAAGAAAAUACUCGCCAAGUACAAGAUCGGAGAAAUCGUUGAGGAAGAGAAAUACUACGAUGCCAACGGCAAGAAGAAGAAAGGCGUAGUAUCAACGGACGCGGAGCAGGGCGGAAGAGGCUGCAUGAGCAUCAUCACAUGUGGCCUGCUCGGGUGACACCCCACAUAGUUGCAAACAUUUCUCCCAUGACACCGCAUAUAAGUUCCAUAGCUGCGUUUCACGUGAAGACCAAGCUAGUGGUUCCUUGAGUCUCUUAUGUUUUGAAAGAAACAUUAAUAAACACCAAGCUUAACUCGCAUUUAAGUAAUAGUGAUGCGAUUCUAAAAUGGUAAUUACUACCCACAAAAAUUAAGUUGUACGAGUGUGAUAAUGAGUAUUGAGUUUUACUCAUCUAAAUAGCAAUUCAUCAUCAACCCAUUUAUACGUCGCAUGCUGAACACGGGUCUCCUCCAGACGAGUGUUUCGGCCAUAAUCUGCGACACUGGCCCAAUGCUGGGUUGUUGGUUGGGAACUUUAGACGUUUUCCGAGGAUUGUCAAUGUUCUUCCAGGUGCAGGUUUCAUCACGAUGUUUUGCUCUCAAAUUAAAGUCCGAGAAACUCUGAGGUGCAAGCCGGGAUUCGAACCCACGGCCUCUGCUUGAGAGUCGGUAGGUCAAACCGUUGGGCUAAAUGCAAUUACGUUCGUGAAAACGAAAUAUAGCAUUAGAUAAAAUAAAAUAACUUGUAGAUACUUGUUCGAUAUACGUACUAUCAAACUGCCUCUACAUGCUCUCAAAUGUAUAUACUGUAUGUUAGUGCAUUGUAAAAUAAUAAAAUAGAUAUCUAUUUAGUGAUAUGCUUUAGAAUUAGAAAGUGAUAUCAUAUUUAAACGUCGCCUUCACUUAUCGCAAAAAAUUGUAACGAUAACUUUGUAAAUAAUUAUUUAAGCAAAUAUAAAGCAACUUAAUUCGUGGAAUUAGGAAUUAAAAUUUAAUUAUUGGGAGACGAAGUAAUUGUUGUACAGUCAAAGUCAAGGCCAAAGAUUAUUUAUUCCAUAGGUAAAAUAAAUUUACACUUGAAAACGUCACAUUUAAGCUACUGCUCGUUCACUAUGCUGGCUUCCCUGAGAAGAACGAGCAAGAAACUCUAGGGA
Molecule: messenger RNA, 1383 nt
Organism: Hyposmocoma kahamanoa
Lineage: Eukaryota; Metazoa; Arthropoda; Insecta; Lepidoptera; Cosmopterigidae
Product: cytochrome b5-like
Exons: 4
Coding region: 51-407 (118 amino acids)
Cellular component (GO): membrane; intracellular membrane-bounded organelle
Molecular function (GO): heme binding
Source: RefSeq, a predicted model, not a curated record